GCUCUAGCUGGCGGCUACCCGAGGCCGAGGCCGAGGUCUCCGGUCCACGCCUGCACGGCCACGGUGGAGGGAUCAUCGAUGGAGAAUGUAACAAGCUAGCCGUGACUGUGGCUGUGGGAACGGGUGCCCGUGAGCGGCGGGCAGACGACGACGACGGCGUACGGCCCCGCAUUCCCAUGACGGCGAGACGAGAGGAUGAAGUGUUGGAGUGAUUACUUGGAUUCUCUGGGGCCUAGCUAUAGAGGGGAGGAUAGUGAUGAGCUGCGUGCCAGUGUGUUUGUGUGUGCAGUGCGGGAUGGGGCAGCACAGCAGGAGCAGUAGGAGUAGGUUGGUCGUUGGUCUCGGCUUUCAAUGCGGAAAAUUCCACUGCAAUGCAAUGAACCAACAAAAAUGACAGCCGACGCGGCGGGGACGCAAGCGCGCGCACCACCACAGACACCAUCAAGCCAUUGUGCUGCCGCGCGCGCCUUCCUUUCCUUUCCUGCGCCGCAGCUAGCAGCAAGCUUGCUUCGCUUGCUUGACUAGCUAUAGGAACAAAUCUAAGAUGAGAGGGACGGCGCGCUCGGAGCUCGGAAGUAAGCUAAGGUAGAGAGCUAGCCAGCUGCGGAGAUGCGGGGUGCGGUGCUGCUGCUGCCGCUGGUGGCCGCCGUGUUGCUGCACGCGGCGGCUGCGGCCGGCGGAGGCAACGGGAGCUGCGAGCGGAGGUGCGGGAGCAUGGAGCUGCCGUACCCGUUCGGUUUCUCCGGCGGCUGCACGAUACAGCUCGUCUGCGACGUCGGCGUCGACGACGUCCGCGCCGCGUGGCUCGGCGGCGCGCCGGAGCUGGGCCUGCUCGUGCGCAACGUCACGCCGCGCGCGCUCAUCCUCAACCUGCAGCCCGACUGCUCUCGCUUGUUCAAUGCGUCCGUCGCGGCGCUCUUCUCCGACAGCUACGCGCCCGCCUGGGGGAACACGCUCGUCGUCAGCUCCUGCAGCAGCUCCGAGGCCGCCCUCAUAAAAAACUGCAGCAGCGAGCCGCCGGACCGCUACAUGAAGAGAAGCACGUCCCACUGCAGCGCCAACGAGUCCAUACGCUGCAUCCUGCCUCGUACUCCCAGCAACACCAGCGGCCACCAUUUUCUGAACAGAAGCGAGGUGCUCAGGUCAAACUGCACCGGGCUGGUGUCGGCGGUGAGCUAUUCGGACGCACAGGGGCCGUCACUGCUGCUCGGCGCGCUGGAGCUGGACUGGUGGGUACCGGGGCGUUGCCGCUGUGAUGCCAGAGCCAACUGCACCCAGUUCCCAGCGACAAAGACGCGGCCGGAGGCGUUCCAGUGCGAGUGCCCGGAGGGCCUCCAGGGCGACGGCUUCGUCGACGGCACCGGCUGCUGGGAAGUUUCCAAGUCCAAGUGCGACCGCUCGAAUUACCUAUCAAGAGAUUGUGGCAAGAUCGUCCUCGUUGGUCUUAUCAUGGCAGGAAUAGUUUUUGGAGCCAUGGUGAUGGACAUCGGCUGCGUGGUGUGCCACCUGGUGAAGCGCCGUUCCGCGUCCAUCCGGUCGCAGCAGAGCACGAAGCGGCUCCUGUCGGAGGCGGACUGCACGGUGCCACUCUACUCGUACCGCGAGAUCGAGCGCGCCACCAGCGGCUUCUCCGAGGACCAGCGGCUCGGCACCGGCGCCUACGGCACGGUCUACGCGGGCCGCCUCAGCGACAACCGCCUCGUCGCCGUGAAGCGGAUCAAGCACCGCGACAACGCCGGCGGCGGCCUGGACUCCGUCAUGAACGAGGUGAAGCUGGUCUCCUCCGUGAGCCACCGCCACCUGGUCCGCCUCCUGGGCUGCUGCAUCGAGCAGGGCCAGCAGAUCCUCGUCUACGAGUUCAUGCCCAACGGCACGCUGGCGCAGCACCUGCAGCGGGCGCGCGGCCGCCCCGCCGUGCCCUGGACGGUGCGCCUCCGCGUGGCCGCCGAGACCGCCAAGGCCAUCGCGUACCUGCAGUCGGAGGUGCACCCGCCCAUCUACCACCGCGACAUCAAGUCCAGCAACAUCCUGCUCGACCACGAGUACAACUCCAAGGUGGCCGACUUCGGGCUGUCGCGGAUGGGCAUGACCUCCGUCGACUCGUCGCACAUCUCCACGGCGCCGCAGGGCACCCCGGGCUACGUGGACCCGCAGUACCACCAGAACUUCCACCUCUCCGACAAGAGCGACGUGUACAGCUUCGACGUGGUGCUGGUGGAGAUCAUCACGGCCAUGAAGGCCGUCGACUUCAGCCGGGGCCCCAGCGAGGUCAACCUGGCGCAGCUCGCCGUGGAGAAUGUUAUUUUAUUGUGUUCCAAAUCCCAUACAAAUGUUGUACUAUAGAUGGAGUCCUACCAGACUACAGCAUGCCAACCGUGCUAGACGUAACAUGACUACAACUUCAUGUCCACCAAAAAAAGAGAGUUGUUUGCCCCUUUAUAUAGUACCAGCUAGUCAUAUAAUAGAUGUGAGAGAUCUCCACC
This is a messenger RNA of Aegilops tauschii subsp. strangulata, 2483 nucleotides long. NCBI's taxonomy places the organism in Eukaryota, Viridiplantae, Streptophyta, Magnoliopsida, Poales, Poaceae. The record is from RefSeq and is a predicted model, not a curated record.